AUGGCCCCAGGUCGCGAAGACGGCGGAGAGCCCCGCCAAGAGAACCCUUCAGAUUCUUCGCCGGAUGCAGGGAACCGCCAUGCAAGCCGCGCAAGUCCCACAAUGGGGGACCACGGGAGCUGCGGAGAGACCGGCGGGGCAGGGAGGGGGGGGCGGAAGCCGUUUUACGGCCGGGGGAAGGGCAAGGCGAGACCUGGCAGCUUCGAGUCCACCGGAUUUUUUGGCAAGCUCCUCUUCACGUGGGUCAACCCGGUGAUCUCAAGGUGCAUGCGAAACAGCGUGCGCCCUGAGGACCUGCCUCCGCUGGGGGAAUCCGAUGAUGUGCGCUAUUGGUCGGCCUACAUGGCUCGCAGCCUGACGGACGAGGAAAACUUCGCGGCACAGGGCAAACGCCAGCCCUCGGUCAUCCGGGCGCUGUGGCGCGUAUUCAGGUGGAUGCUGCUCUGGAUUUUCUUCGUGUAUAUCAUUCGAGACGGCUUCGGAUUCCUCAACACCUACUUCCUCAAGAGACUCCUGCAGCAGGAUGGCGUCGACGCUGCUGGACUUCAGCGAACCUUGGUGAUUGGGUCCCUGAUUUCCGUAGUUCAACUUGUUCAGAUGUUUGUGGAGACUGCGAUUGACUUCUAUACCUGCCGCGUGUAUAUGCGCGUGGAAAUCUGCCUCCUCACGGCUCUGUUCAAGAAGGUGAUUCAGCCGGACGCCGUCGCGCCGCCCGCUGUUAUUCUGCGUGAAUCCCUUCGCGAGGAGGAGGAAGACUUGGAGGCGGAGGCCGCGGGGACGCGCGCCGGUACCCUGGCAGGGCUAGGAGAACGCACGGCCGCCGCAGGGGGGGGAGGCGAACGCAAAAAAAUGACGAACAAGCAAGACAAAGAGGCUUCGCGCGGAUUCCAAGGCAACGUCUUCAACCUCAUGUUCGUCGACAUUCCUUCUCUCGCGUCCCUCAUCUUCACCUUCGUUGACGUCGCCAUGCUCCCCGUGCGCAUCGGCUUGGCUGCCGUCAUGCUCUACAUGCAAGUCGGCGUCGCCGCGGAGGUUCCUGGGCUCAUCGCAGUCUUGGUCAUUACGGUGGUGACUACGGGACUGGAAAUCAUCAACGCGAGCAUGAAGACAAAGUACAUGAUCUUUCGGGACAUUCGCUUGGAUAAAAGCCACGAGGCGCUCUCAUGCAUGCGGACGCUGCGCCUGCUCGGCUGGGAGGACAUUGCAGAGUUCAACAUCAAGCGCUUCCGAGACCUCGAGAUGCAGCAACGAACCCGGCGCAUGUACAUCUCCGCCGCCUCGACGUGGCUCAGCUCUUCCGCAGCAAUGGCGAUGUCUGUUGCAACCUUCAUCGCCUACGCGUUGCCCUUCAUCAAUGCUCCGAGGUUUCGCCUGCGCCCCGAGCUAGCGAUUCCCGUGAUUCAUCUGCUGGACAACUUCAUCGGUCCCAUCACGGACUUUCCCUACGCCGUGAACAGCGUCAUCGAGGCAUACAUUUCGCUCGCGCGCAUUCAGAAUUGCUUUUUUCCGCCGACGCCGCGGGCGCGGCCUCUUCCGCCCCCAUUCGCGAACGACGCGACUCGCUUGGAGUCUGGAAGUCCGCGAAACAGCGGGCGGCGCACGGGCGACAAAAUCAAGCUAAGCGCGGGAGGCGACGACGAAGACUCGCCGCUGCUGUGGGCGGAGGCUGAAGGCCUCCUGCGAAAGGGAGGGCGCGACAGACUCCUCAUUUCCCCAGGCGUGCGAGCGGCUGCAGCGGACAUGCUUGAAGCUUUGGAGAGCGAUCCCGAGGUUGAGGUGAUUUUUUCUUCGGCGUCGUUCGCCUGGCUGCCGCACACGACGUCGCCAUUUUCUCCGCCGCCGCCGUUCCCCGCGCCGGCUCAGGUCUUUGACUUUUCGCAGCAGACCUGCGGGACUCCAGAGGCCCGCGGCGGCGCGGAAUCGCCCGCGGCGCUCUCGCGUCUGCCGCAGGUCUUCCUGCUUCCCCCCCCCGACGCCUCAUCCGUCGGCGCGCCGACGCUUUGCGACCUUUCGUUUCGCCUGCGGCGCGGCGAGCUGCUGCUCUUGACUGGACCGCCAGGCUGCGGGAAGUCUUCAGUCCUGCAUGCGCUGCUGCAGCAGAGGGAACUCCAGCUGGUCCAGGGUUCGAUGUUCAUCAAGGCCGCCCUCGGCGUCUCGCUGAGAGACGCGAAGGCGGGCGCGGCGGAGCCCAGCGCGGGGACGGCGUGCGCGACCGCCUACAGCAAGUCGCUGACGACGGACGACACGCCACCGAUCGGCUACAUCGCCCAGGAGCCGUGGCUGCAGAUCGGCACCAUCAAGGAGAACAUCGUUUUCAAUCAGGAGCUGGACGAAGAGCUCUACCGGCGCGUGGUGCAGGCCUGCGAGCUGCACCUCGACUUCGAGUCCUGGCCUGGGGGCGACGGGCGCUUCAUCGACGAGGGCGGCGCCGACCUCAGCGGCGGACAGCGCAUGCGGAUCACCAUGGCGCGGGCGAUCUACGUCAGCCUCGCGUACCGAGCGCGGGCGCGGGCGCAGGCCGCCUCCGUCGCCGCCCAGCUUGCCCGCCGCAAGGGCGAGCUCGCUGCGGAGCUGCGGCUCCUUCUGCGCGCAGGCGAGAACCCCGAGGGCGGCUCCGAGGCGCAGGCGCCCGCGCGCGAGGGAGCCGCCGGCGGUGCUGGCUGCAGCGAGGCGCGAGAGCUGUCUGCCACCGCAGAAGAAGUCUCGCAUCUGCUGUGCUUCGACGAGACCUUCAACUCGCUCGAUCCCUACGUGGCGGGGCGGAUCUUCGCGAACCUCUUUGGGCCCCAGGGCCUCCUGGGGGACGCGGCGGUGAUCGUCGGCGCCAGUGAGCAGUCGCUCUCGGGGCUCGUUGAACAGAUGAACGGGGGGGGAGAGACGGAUGCCGCUGCGGGCGACGCUCACGUGCGCAUGUCGAUCUGCUGUCUCCUCGAUGGCCAAAUCGUCUGGAGGGGCGCCAUCCACGACUUCCGCGACCGCAUGCGCGAGAGCGCGCCGCCCGGGGUCGGUGCAGCUGCGGCGCCAGGGACGGGGAAGAAUGCGUCGAACGAAGAUGCCGGCGACGCAACGUCUCAAGAGGAAACUAUCGAAGGCAUGCUCCGCGGGUUGGAACUGGAGCCCAGUUCCUUCUCGACUCCGUCGCCUGAAGGCGAGGCUGCCGAGGGCAAGAAGGAAGUCGACGACAUGCUGAAAAGCCUCAUGGUGAAUGAACAGGAGGCCAGCGGCCAGGUCAAACUCGUCUCCUACACCUGGUACCUGCGCCGCGUCGGCGUCUUGGUGACGAUCGCCUUUUUCCUGCUGUACGCCGCGGCGGUGGGCACGGACUUUGCGAGUGACCUCUGGAUCGCGCAGUGGACGGGCCGCACGCCUGCGAGCCGCCCACCCUACGCGGCGAAGGAGAAGCCGACAGAGCAGACGAUGGAGGGCAUGGGAAGCGUCCGCUCGGAAGAAAAAAAAAUCACCGAGGCCGAGAAACAGGCCGCCGGCGCGCUCUACGGCGACGAGCGGAUGAUGGGCGACGGCGGCAAACCCCCCAGCGAGCGCCACGGCAUCGGCGCAAACCUCUCAAACGCCUUCUACCUCUGGUUCUACGUCGGGUUGGCGUCGGCGAACGUCCUCUUCGAGCUGCUGAUGAAGCUGGCGGGCGCGAAGGGCUCGCUUAACGCCGCGCGGCUGAUGCACAAUAGGCUGCUGAACGUGAUUUGCACUGCGCCGCUCUGGUUCUACGAUCAGAACCCGAUAGGCCGCAUUCUGAAUCGCCUCUCCACCGACAUCGCGAUCGUUGACGCGGGCAUCUUCAAGCGCAUGGGCCUCGUGCUUGGCGCCUUCCUGAACUGCGUGCUCGGCCUCGGCGUGCUGGCGGUCACCACCUUCUGGGCGCUGCCGGUGCUCCCCAUUCUGCUGCUGGGCGUCUACUACCUCGUCUUUCGGUACUACCGCGCGACAUGCCGCGAAGUUCAGCGCGCGUCGCUGAUCUCGUUUUCUCCGCUCUGCUCAUCCUUCAGCGAGUGCCUGAGCGGCCGCGACACCAUCUUCGCUCUGCGCCGGAAGCGCGUCGUUUGCGAGAAAAACCUCGAUCAAGUCGAAAACUCGCAGCGCACCAAAAUGCUGCACUGGGGCUCGAGCUCCUGGGCAUCUAUCCGCCUGCAGCUUCUCACCUUCCCGCUGGCGGUGCUGAACGCGAUCGUCCCCCGCGCGGUGGCAUACGUGCAGCUGCCGGCGCUGGCGCCCGUCGCGGGAGGCUCCAGCAGCUCGUCCGCGCACGCCGGGUACUUGGGGCUGGCCCUCUCUUACUCGCUGUCGGUCGCCUCCUCCCUGCGGCGUCUCCUGAUCCACUACGCACACCUCGAGAAAGAAAUGUGUUCUGUCGAGCGCGUGCACGAGUACAUUUCUUGCACAGGGAAGAUGACCCCGGACACGGUCGCGGUGUGGGAUUCGGGGCUGCAGCCGUCGUCGACCCACACGGACUCGCUGUCGUCCUCCUCCAGCACGCCUGGGACUUCCACGCCGCCCGCGGCGGGGCGGUCGCGGCAGACGAGUGGAAGGAGCUCGUUCGCUCAAAGCAGCGCGUCAGACUCGGCGUUUCCUUUCUUGCCGCUGCAGCGCAAAGGCCUGCAGCUUGUCGAAGUCGACAUCCGCUACCGGCGCCCCGGGUUCCAGUACGUGAGGCAGCUGCGCGAGAGCCUCGAGGCGCGGCUGGAGGCCGCCCGCGCGCGCGACGGCAAGGCAGCGGACUCUGCGGACGAUGAGGCUGACGCCACGUUGCCCUUUCUGCAAGGUCACCCCGCCACCGAGAAAGAAAUGGGCAGACAAGUCCGCGAGAUCCAGAACGCCGUCGAGGACCUGAAACGCGGCGACGAAGCGAUCUUCCUCUCCCCCAGCCUCCACCGACUCUCUGCGCGCGUAGGCGCCACGCACCACGUCGGGGUCGUCGGCCGAACGGGCUCAGGCAAGUCAACGCUGCUGCAAGCGUUGACGGGCCUCGUACCGUGCUACAGAGGCGCUAUUCUUCUGGAUGGUAUCCGCAUCGACUGCCUGCCGAAGCAAGUCCUGAAGCAAGUCGUCGGCGUCCUGCCGCAGAACCCGGUUGUCUUCAAAGGCAUGACGGUUCGCGACGUUAUGGACCCGCGGCGUCAACACACCGACGAUGAGUUGUGGGCGGCGCUAGACGAAGUGGGCAUCUCGGCGGUGAUUCAGUUUCUGCCUGGCGGGAAGCAGCUCGACACAGUCGUCGCGCCGGACGAGGCUGUGCAGCUGGAACUGGAGAGUGCGGACGAGAAAGGGGCGCGCAGCAAGGCGCGGAUGAUCAGCCCCGAGGGCCCUGUGCUGCGGCGCAGGAGCCUCAUCCGCUCGUCUGUCAGUCUGGGGGGGGGAGCAGAGCGGGACGGCCUCUCUCGGCGAGGUUCCUCCUUUGCGUCAGAGCGAUCCGAGGAGCCGGCGUCCUCCCACCCGCUCUCCGACGUCCAGCUGCGCUACCUCGCGCUCGCCCGAUUGGUUCUUCGCGCAGCGUCGUAUCGCCUCAUCCUCGUCGAUGAGCCUCCCGCGGAGACCUUGGGGCAGCUCCACGCGGAGGCCGAAGAGACGCGGUCGCGGUCGAUUCGCGACGGCGAGGGCGACGGCCCCCAGCGUCAGUCCAGUGCCGCAAGCGCGCGCGCGGCGCCCGCCAUGCGCCAGUACAGCUCCCACACGGGGUUUACCCCGAUUCCGCAGCUCAUCCGUCGCGUCUUUGCACACUGCACUGUGUUUAUCGUCGCGCACCACGUGGCUUCGCUGCGGACCUGCGACCGCGUCUGGCUCAUGUGGAAGGGCUGGAAAAUCGGCGAGUGCUCUCCCGACGAAAUAAAAACCGACAAGCAACUCGCAGAAGUCAUGGUGAGACAGGUAAACCAGUGGAGAUUGCAGCGGAGACGGGACUGCGGCGCGACGGACGACUUAGGGGCAGGGCCCUAA
This is a messenger RNA of Besnoitia besnoiti, 5949 nucleotides long. RefSeq names its product ABC transporter transmembrane region domain-containing protein. The coding region runs from base 1 to 5949 and encodes 1982 amino acids. Gene Ontology annotation, molecular function: ATP binding; ATP hydrolysis activity; ABC-type transporter activity. Gene Ontology annotation, cellular component: membrane. Gene Ontology annotation, biological process: transmembrane transport. NCBI's taxonomy places the organism in Eukaryota, Apicomplexa, Conoidasida, Eucoccidiorida, Sarcocystidae. The record is from RefSeq and is a predicted model, not a curated record. The transcript has 14 exons.